AUGGCCACUACCAUGCGCCUCGGCCUGCGCGGCGCCCGCCAGCCCAUCCUCCGCCAGAACCUCCGCUUCACCCAGCGCAGGACAUACGCAACGGCUGAGACGAUCGCAGAGCCAGCUACUGAGUCUGGCUUUACGAAGUUCUACAACAGCCCGGUUGGACCGAAGACUGUGCACUUCUGGGCUCCGAUCAUGAAGUGGGGCGUAGUCCUAGCCGGCGCCUCCGACUUCCUGCGUCCAGCCUCCCAACUCUCCCUCUCGCAGAACAUGGCUCUGAUGGCCACCGGCUCGAUCUGGACCCGCUGGUGCUUCGUCAUUAAGCCCCGCAACUUGUUCCUCGCCUCCGUGAACUUCCUGCUCUUCUGUGUGGGAGCUGCGCAGACGACGAGGGUGUUGAUGUACCAGCAGAGUCUGAAGGGUGACAGUAUGGGUGCUGAGAUUGAGAAGUCGGCGAAGGAGGGCGUGAAUGAGAUUGUGGAUGUUAUUAAGCAUCCUGGUAAGGUUGUUGAAAGUGUGGAGAAGACGAAAUAG
Molecule: messenger RNA, 528 nt
Organism: Recurvomyces mirabilis
Lineage: Eukaryota; Fungi; Ascomycota; Dothideomycetes; Mycosphaerellales; Teratosphaeriaceae
Exons: 2
Coding region: 1-528 (175 amino acids)
Biological process (GO): pyruvate import into mitochondria
Cellular component (GO): mitochondrial inner membrane
Source: RefSeq, a predicted model, not a curated record